AUGGGAGUUGAUGUUCUUGGGCACCAAGCUAACCAGAUCCAGGCGGCUCAAGGUAUUUCGAAAACCACAAUAGUCCCAGAUAGGCAUCGGUCCAUUACAAAGGAAGACCAAAAUUUCUACAAGAUUUCGAGCCAUCCAUUCAAGCCCGCCUUCCAGGGCAUCGCAGCGAUGAAUCCAGAGCAGCCCAUCAAUAACAUCGAUGUCUUCAUCAAUCGAGGCGCGAUGAUGACGCUGAUAGAGUUGGCUAGAAACCCGUCGAUUGUCACCCGCCACAAUAGUUCACAACCCAUCACAGUGCUUCUCAUCGAGAAGCUCAUUUCUUCCGAGUGCACGAUGGGGCUGAAGGAUGCCAAGAAGCAAAAGCGUGUGGACCCAAUGUGGCUUCGCCAGACACCCAACGUCUCUCUCAGCGAUAUAAUUAAGAGAUAUGGCCUCUUCCAGUUAAAAGAAAAACACAUUACACUAGAAGAGUAUUUUAAGGUCUACACUGGCAAUGCUGACCGUCAGUAUAUUAACAACCCCUUAUCUCCCUUCGCGACCCAGCCUUUGGGCCAUUCACACUCCGAGUCCAUCAACCCAGGUACUCUUGGUGUCGACGUCAUGUUCGAAGACAACGAGGGCAACAAGGCCACGGAACAGCUUCCUGAUGGCGCCUUGAGAGACAAGGACGGUCUACUACUCAUCAGUAAAUCAAAGCACCAGGGUCUGGCCCAAUGGACACCAACCCACCAGUUCAUCUGGACUAAGAAAUUCCAGUUGCCGCUGCCGAACAACUUCUCAGCCUGGCCGUUCUGUCCCAUCGACAGUGUCGCAACACCAGCCUACUUCGACAUCUCCACUUUGACGAUCCCACUAACGGCCUGUGAACUCCUGACGUUUUUUCCAUGCCACAUCUGGAUUUCCGAGCUGCAGAACAGGUUCAGCCGCAAUCAAAUCAAGGGAACCUUCCAAGCCAUCUUCAUCGACUACCAGCGCGACCUUACAAUCCCCCAUGUUAUCACUCCGCAGCAAGUACGCUCCCUUAUCAAGACAGCCGCACGAGCAUGUCCUCCGAACUCGAAAUCCUGCUCGACGUACACGGUGGACAAGUAUCGCUUCACACUGCCACCCCGCAUCCCCGAGAAAUGUGGAGUGGAGAUCAAGAUACCCUACACACUCAUCCAUUGCGCCGAUGGCGUCAACCCGGCCAAAUUCCCCAAGGGCUCUGACGCCGGGCCCUUCACCAGGGCCUUGAUCCAUGCUCGUACCAGGAACCAGGACAUCAUGCUCAAUGAACUGGACGGUUACAUCGCCAGGUGGGGGAUUAGUAGGGAAUUGGACCGGCUCUACAGUGACCCGAGCUUGACUGACAGAUAUGCCAACGAAGUCAAGGAGUAUGCUCGCGGUCUGAGGGACACAGCGAAGGCGAAGGGGUACAAAUGGGACUGUUAG
Pyrenophora tritici-repentis Pt-1C-BFP is the source of this 1431-nucleotide messenger RNA. Lineage: Eukaryota; Fungi; Ascomycota; Dothideomycetes; Pleosporales; Pleosporaceae. The record is from RefSeq and is a predicted model, not a curated record.